Molecule: messenger RNA, 2859 nt
Organism: Fonsecaea multimorphosa CBS 102226
Lineage: Eukaryota; Fungi; Ascomycota; Eurotiomycetes; Chaetothyriales; Herpotrichiellaceae
Exons: 1
Coding region: 1-2859 (952 amino acids)
Biological process (GO): interstrand cross-link repair
Cellular component (GO): nucleus
Molecular function (GO): flap-structured DNA binding; 5'-flap endonuclease activity; 5'-3' exonuclease activity
Source: RefSeq, a predicted model, not a curated record
AUGGCUCUCGAGCCCAAGUCGCCGUCCAUGCACAACCGCUUGAUGGGGACUCGGAUCCCCCACCCUCCAUCCACCCAUUUUCAUGAUGGCGAAGAGUUCCCCGCCCCGCCUGCGAAGCGACGAAAAGCUGUCGUAUACGACGGGACCGCCAGCCCGACGCGCGAUUCCCCUCGAAAGUCCGCCCCGAGGAGGAGGGUCAAGGAAGAGAUUCCAGACUCGGAAGAAGAGGGGGAAGAAGACGAUCUCCAUGGACGUGCAGAUCGGAUCUCUGAUCCUCCCCGGGCGACACAGUUGGAGGCCACUCUACCUCCCGUGACGACGGAUGAAGAAGCCAUAGAGGCUUAUGAGGCUUACAAGGCAAGUGAAUACACGCAGCAUAAUGACCAAGAUGGUCGCCGAGAUGCAGAAAGGACGUUGUCAAGGCUGGAAUCGCGCUCUUGGAUCAGAGGACGCAGCUCCAUCUACGUGGAUGCCUUCAACCUCGCUCUGGACACGGUGCUGGACGAGGAAGAGCAUCUUUUCAACGAAGCCGAGUUGGCUCUCUUUGGUAUAUGGAGGGAACUCAGCUACGAGGCGCAAUACCUCUACGUACGCCUGUUCCUUCGUAAGACAAGUAAAUGGUUCCGAGUCAGAGAUCUGCAGUACUACAGCGACGUUGCGGACAUGGAGGCUGCCGUCGCGGAGUUGCAGAACGAGAGAUCCCUCCCUGCCGUGAACGAGGCGCCUGGUGUCCAUGCGGGUGAACUGGAACCCCCGGAAGGCACGAUAUUGGGUAAGACGUUUACUUUUGCAGAAUGUUCGUCAGAACACAUUAAAACACUGGAUGAGGCCAGCAGCCUCUUGCUUUUGGACGAAUUGAAGACCCUCGCAAAAGAAGCAAAGGUUCACGGCAAGAACAAACGAGAACUUUUGCAGAAUUUCCGGCGUACCAGCGGCAGGCAGGCUGGCCUGGGUUUCAGAGAACUUAGACGUUCGGAAACGCAGGAAUCGGGUAGUGCCAUGUCUGAGGACAAUCACUCUAUCUAUGACGAAGAAGAUGGAGAGGAAAGCAGUGGACCCAGCACACCGAACGCUUCGAGCACCAAUCGAGACGCUCACUUUACGAAGAAGAUACUCGAUCGGACGGGACGUUGCAUCCGACUCUCCCUGACUCCGUUGAAGCUUUUCGAACGGGUCCACCUUGUCUUCUACCGUAGCACAGAAUGGACGGAGAAGAGCCUGACGACCUUGAUCCUGGCCAAGAUAUCUCGUCGCAACUUCCCAGAGUACAUCGUUAGCCGGUCGACCACCAUUUUUGAGUCCCGUGCUCUCCUCCUCGAAUUCGAGGCUAGUCUGCGCACACAGUUCCGGGUAGACAACAUCCUAGAGUUCAACGGCACCCCGGGCCGGAAAGCUCUGGAGGAAGUGAAAGAGAUCUUUCAGGCGGUGUAUCCGCAGUGGAAAGCCUUGCUGGCAGAAGAACAGAGGAAGGAAGACCGCGUCUAUGAGAGUGGAGAGGGUGCAUAUCUGCGUCGUUUCAGCCCAGCAUGGGUAUACACGCGUAUCGUGCAUAAGGCACUUCACCCUCUUGCCCGAUUCAAAGAGCAUCUUCGUGAGCACGGACUCUUGAACGAGCUAUUGGAUCAACGACUUUUUCACGCGUCGAGAAGGGGUGCAUGGUACCAACGCAGAGCGCUGUUGGAAGAACACUACAUGCACGCUCUCACGCCUGACGAAGGUCGAUCUGUCGAGGCAAACAAGAAGCACUGGAAGCGCAUCGCUUUGAAAACUUGUGAGCUGGGACUUCAAGAUAAAGAGUGCCACAUCAUCUACCACUAUGACCUGCAAAAGCGGGUUAAGAAACUGGAAAAGCAGUUACGCGUGCCACUUCGGGAACAGCAUGAUUUUGGGCAUGUGAAGCUUGGAAAAGCUGUGGAGAGGGAUGUCGUGGGCAUCAAAAUCGAGCACGGCCGCGAGGAAACACCAUCACGGAAUCUCACCUUCAGCCGGAAGAACAGCGUCAACGCGGCAGCCACGGACAGCGACCUAUCGACGAACAACACCACCACCACCACCACCACCACCACCACCACCAGGCGUAUCUCGCUUCCCAACCAACCAAGCAAUCCAAUGCUUGGUAGCAAGACAGUCUGGCUUGACCACUUGGACACAAACCUGUCUGUCUCCGUCGAAUCCAUGUGUCUCUCCCACUAUCGCCACGUAUUAGGCUACAAGGGCUACCACUCGGAAGGCGGCAUCCUCCGAACCAUCUUCGGGUUGCUGUUCUACGACAUCCUCUUCUUCAACCCGUACAUCCCCAACGUCUUUCAGACGGCGUACCAGACCUGUCCGCUCGAUCUCCACACGGACAGUUUCUUCUCCGCCCGCAUGCCGGAGAUCCUGGGGAGGAUCAACCAGAUCUCCAACGGCGAGGCCGUCGAGAUUGCCGAGAGGGUGUGGGACCAAGAGUAUGAGAGACGGACGUGCAUCGUCGGCGUGAGGUGGGAUGAGUUUGAAAAGGCCGACCUCCUCGAGUUGCUGGGUUGUUGGGACGGUCAGGCUUUGGGGACGGUCAUGCUCGUCAUGGCGCAGGAAUAUCAAAGCCGGGGCGGCGGCGUGCCGGAUCUCGUGCUUUGGAAGGUCCACAACCACCUGGAGGGUGAUCAGGGCCGCAGUGGCAAUGACGGCCAUGACCACGCUCAAGCUCAAGCACACCCCCAGGAUAACAGACAAGCCAAAGGAGAAAUCCUCUUCGCCGAAGUCAAGUCCGCAAACGACCGACUCAGCGACACGCAGCGCCUGUGGAUCAGCGUCCUGCUCUCCGCGGGCGUGAAAGUCGAGCUGUGCCACGCUGUUGCUUGCCGCGGGGACGAGAUCUAG